This is a messenger RNA of Cottoperca gobio, 5674 nucleotides long. It is a transcript of the gene spag9b, whose product is annotated as sperm associated antigen 9b. The record is from RefSeq and is a predicted model, not a curated record. Gene Ontology annotation, cellular component: cytoplasm. The transcript has 30 exons. NCBI's taxonomy places the organism in Eukaryota, Metazoa, Chordata, Actinopteri, Perciformes, Bovichtidae. Gene Ontology annotation, molecular function: JUN kinase binding; kinesin binding; signaling receptor complex adaptor activity. The coding region runs from base 553 to 4740 and encodes 1395 amino acids. Gene Ontology annotation, biological process: vesicle-mediated transport.
CUGAUAGUGUUCAUCAUUGUCUUGCCACUCAUUCGCUACGGUGUAUCACUAGCCAUUCACCAUUUUUACGACUUUGUAGUGCUUUUAUAGGUGCACCUUUGGCUUUGGCCUUUUGCAUAAUUACGAAUCUGAUAUUCUGUAUAUCCGGUAAAUCCUGAGAAACUACAAACCGACGUUGUUUGAGCAGUAUUUAUUACUUUGCUAUGUCGUUUUACUGCGUCCAUCUCAAUCUUUCCGAUUGCACUUGAAUGCAGCAGUAGGCGCUCAUCUGUUGGACAGGGAAACUAAUCAGGAGCCAAGUAAAGACUUUUCAGUACUGCUAGCUUCAAGGCUAGCAAGCUCUUAAAGUCAGCCGUCCACACGACUAAGGAAUACAGACUUUGUUUAUAAAGUACAGUGUCUCUUCUGUACAGUACACAUCACUUGAGCUAUGUUUUAGUAACACCGUUUUGUUGCGCUGAAAGUAGCAAGGCGGACAGCCUCUGGCCAGCUGAAGCUUGCGGCUAGCUCAUUAACGUUAGCUGGGAAAGAAGUGCAAGCGGAGGCAAGAAAAUGGAGCUGGACGACGUAGUCCUGUAUCAGGACGACUCGGGCAACUCUACCAUGAUGUCCGAGCGGGUCUCAGGUCUGGCCGGUUCAAUAUAUCGUGAGUUUGAACGGCUAAUCGAAAGAUACGGUGAGGACGUAGUGAAGGAGCUGAUGCCGCUGGUUGUUGCCGUCCUGGAGAACUUGGACUCCGUGUUCGCUGUCAACCAGGAGCACGAAGUGGAGCUGGAGCUGCUGAAGGAAGACAACGAGCAACUCGUCACCCAGUAUGAGCGAGAGAAGGCGCUGAGGAAACACACAGAGGAGAGGUACAUUGCCUUGGAAGACUCCCAGGAUGGCGAGAAGAAGGAUCUCCAGAGUCGACUGGUGAUGUUGGAGUCACACACACGCCAGCUAGAGCUAAAAACUAAAAACUAUGCAGAUCAAAUUAGCAGAUUGGACGAGAGAGAAGCAGAGCUCAAGAAGGAUUAUAAUACCCUUCAUCAGAGACACACUGAGAUGAUCCACAGCUACAUGGAGCACCUGGAGCGAACUAAACACCAACAUGCAGUCACAGUAGCAGAGCCCUCAGACGCAGGCACAGGCACAUCAGCCAGAACACGAAAGGAGCGUCCCAUCUCCAUGGGCAUUUUCCAACUUCCUGGGACUGAUGGUAUGACCCCUGACCUCCAGCGGGGACCUGUGGAAACCCCUUCUGAGCCAUGGAGAUUCAACAACCUUAGCCAUCCGCGGUCCAAUACCAGCCUCAAGUUUGAGGAACGAUUCUCCCCAAUCAGAGUGGAAGGUGAAGGUUCGCAGGAGAGUUUGCCCAAUCAGGAGGCUGAUAAGGACCAGGAUGAAUUGGCCGGUUCAAACCGCAAAGGCUCCAAGCCCAGUACUCCUACCAGCCAGGGAAGUGUUUCCAAAAGUGGAACACCUGUGUCUUUACAAGACGGAAAGGCCACACCCAACACCCCCUUGUCCUCGCAGGGUGGUGCCUCUAAAUCAAACACCCCCACAUCUUCAUACAGUGCUAACUCUCAGUCCACCACACCACUAUCUCCUCAUGAUGGAGUGUCCACUGGAAUGAGCACUGUUUCCUCUGUCACACCCCCGUCCACUGCUGCUUCUGAUGUUGCCAUGGAGUCUGUGGAACAGGAAUUUUCAGAAGGGCUCAACCAGAACCUGGACUGGAGCAGAGGAAAACCAGAGAGCAGGAAGAACAUCGCAGCCGUGCAAGAAGGUCAGCAGGGUCAGGCUGGACAUGAUGCCUCUACACCUCUCAAGGCUGAUGAUGGAGCAGAAAACCUGGAGAAGUCUGAGGUGCAGGCCAUCAUAGAGUCCACUCCAGAGCUGGACAUGGACCUCGAAGGCUGCAGAGGAACCAGCACACCAACUAAAGGUGGCAUCGAGAAUCUAGCGUUUGACCGCAACACUGAAUCUCUGUUCGAGGAGCUGUCGUCUGCAGGAAACGACCUGAUAGGAGACAUGGACGAAGGAGCCGACCUGCUGGGUAUGGGUCGGGAAGUCGAACAUCUUAUCCAUGAGAACGCCCAGCUGCUGGAGACCAAAAAUGCUUUGAACGUGGUGAAAAAUGACCUGAUAGCACAAAUGGAUGAACUGACUUGUGAGAAGGAAGUUCUGCGAGAUGAGCUGGAAGCUGUCACUCAGGCCAAGACCAAACUGGAGGACAGGAACAAAGAAUUAGAAGACGAACUCAAGAAGAUUCGAGCAGACAUUGAGGACUCCAAACAGAAGGUCAAGAAUGACAACGAGGAUGAUAGCGAUGUGCCUACAGCCCAGAGGAAGCGCUUCACCAGGGUGGAGAUGGCCAGAGUCCUGAUGGAGAGGAACCAGUACAAGGAGAGGCUAAUGGAGCUGCAGGAGGCUGUCAGAUGGACAGAGAUGAUCCGGGCUUCAAAGGAGAACCCAGCUCUUCCAGAGAAGAAGAAAUCCAGCCUCUGGCAGUUUUUCAGCCGUUUGUUCAGCUCGUCGGGCGGAGCCCCCAAGAAGCCGGCAAUUGAAGCCCCAGUGAACGUCAAGUACAAUGCACCCACCUCUCAGAUUCAGCCGUCGGUCAAGAAGAGGAGCAGCACCCUGCAGCAGCUGCCCAGUGACAAGAGCAAAGCCUUUGAUUUCCUCAAUGAGGAAGUGGCAGCUGAUAACGUGGUGUCCAGGCGGGAGCAGAAGAGGGCUCAGUACCAGCAGGUCAAAGCCCACGUCCAGAAGGAGGACGGCAGAGUGCAGGCUUACGGCUGGAGUCUGCCGAAGAAAUACAAAGCCAAUGGUGGUCAGACGGAGAGUAAGGGGAAGAACCUGCCUGUUCCUGUCUUCCUCAGACCCCUGGAUGAGAAAGAUGCUUCUAUGAAGCUGUGGUGUGCUGCUGGUGUGAACCUCUCUGGAGGUAAAACCAGAGACGGAGGUUCCAUCGUAGGAGCCAGUGUGUUUUACAGUGACGUGCCUGGACCGGAGAGCCCUAAAAGGAAAAUAGGAUCUCAGAGCAGCUUGGAUAAACUGGAUCAAGAACUCAAGGAGCAGCAGAAGGAGUUUCGGCAGAACGAUGAGAUGUCGUCGCUGGUCUGGAUCUGUACCAGCACAGAGUCCACCACCAAAGUUGUUGUCAUUGACGGCAACCAGGCUGGAAACAUCCUGGAGAGCUUCUUUGUUUGUAACUCCCACGUCCUCUGCAUUGCCAGUGUUCCAGGUGCAAGAGAGACAGACUACCCAGCUGGUGAGGAAGUAGCUCCAAACCCCGAGACAGGACCAGCGGUGGACAGCAGCUCACAAUCCACAAAUGGCAGCACAGCAGGUGGCGAUGGCGUGCUCGGAGGCAUCACUGUUGUUGGCUGUGAAGCUGAGGGAGCAACAGCUGUUCCUCAGACAGCAGUCGGCCCAGGAGAGGACGGAGAAAGUGAAUCCAGAGCGGCAGAUGAAGCCACAGAAGCGACCGAGGCCAGUGCAGGGCCUGCUGACCAAAGAGACAGUCUGAGGGGAGUCUACACAGAACACGUCUUCACUGAUCCACUGGGAGCUCAGCAGCCAGCAGAGGCUCCUGCCAACUACUCUCAGAGGGAGAGUGAUCUGUUGAAAGACGGUGUGAGUUCAAAUCCCAACGCAGAGGAGCAGGACCUGAUGAGAGAAGAGGCUCAGAAAAUGAGCAGUGUACUUUCCACUAUGUGGCUGGGGGCACAGAACGGAUGUGUGUACGUCCACUCCUCUGUGGCUCAGUGGAAGAAGUGUCUCCAUUCUAUAAAGCUGAAGGACUCAGUGCUCGGCAUAGUACAUGUGAAAGGGCGUGUACUGGUGGGUCUCUCUGAUGGCACUUUAGCCAUUUUCCACAGAGGAGUAGAUGGACAGUGGGAUCUGACCAACUACCAUCUGUUAGACUUGGGGAGACCACACCACUCCAUCCGCUGCAUGACUGUAGUGCAUGACAAGGUGUGGUGUGGCUACAGGAACAAGAUCUACGUGGUGCAGCCCAAAGCCAUGAAGAUAGAGAAGUCAUUUGACGCCCACCCUCGUAAAGAGAGCCAGGUACGUCAGCUGGCCUGGCAUGGUGAUGGUAUCUGGGUGUCCAUCAGACUGGACUCCACGCUCAGGCUGUUCCACGCUCACACCUUUCAGCACCUUCAGGAUGUCGACAUCGAGCCCUACGUCAGCAAGAUGCUGGGUACGGGGAAGCUAGGCUUCUCAUUUGUGAGGAUCACAGCUCUCAUGGUGUCAAGUAAUCGUCUGUGGAUCGGCACUGGGAAUGGAGUCAUCAUCUCCAUCCCUCUGACGGAGACAGCCAACAAGGUAACCAAGGCAGCAAAUAACCAUCCAGGAAGUGUAGUUCGUGUCUACGGUGACGACAGCAGUGACAGAGUGACAGCCGGGACGUUUGUUCCUUACUGCUCCAUGGCUCACGCUCAGCUCUGUUUCCAUGGUCACAGAGAUGCUGUCAAGUUCUUCACCGCUGUCCCAGGUCAUGCAUUUCCAUCUGCUUCCUGUGGAGUCGAGGCAGCAGGUGAUAAGACGACAGAUGCCGCAGCACAGGAAGGAACAAAGUCCAUGUUGGUGAUGAGUGGAGGAGAAGGCUACAUUGACUUUAGGAUGGGUGAUGAGGAUGGUGAGGCGGAGGAGGGCGAGGAGCCCCCCAUGAAACUGCAGCCCUUCCUGGCUAAAGCCGAGCGCAGCCACCUCAUCGUCUGGCAGGUCCUUGCCAGCGACGACUGAACUCUGACCUCGGACCACUGAGGCCUGAUUUGCCUUUUCUCUCAAACCCGCUGCCCUGGAGGAGGAGCUCAGGUGGACGAUUCUCCUCCACUGGCACGAGUUUAAUCAGCACUUUUUUCUUCCUGAACAAUAAGAGUGAAACAAGCAGAAGCUGCUCUGAGAGCGUUCUCAGUGGUAAACAGAUUCACAGUAACUGCAUGUAAUUGUUUUAUUUGUUGUUUUCUCUUAUUUGUUCCUUUUUUUUUAAAGAAAAAACAAACAAACAUUUUUAUGAAUUUGAAUUUGAAUCUAUGAUAAUGCCUCUAUCUCUUCAAUAUUAUUUGAGGUAAAGCUGUUUUUGGAUACAGAAUUUUUUUUAUUUGCUCAGCAAAUACAAUAGAUUCCCCCCCCCCUGACAUUUCCAGGUUCCCUUCACUCAGUUCAGUAGUUGUGUGCUCCUGCUGGACUCUGCUUGAUGCUAAACCAGUUGGUCAAACAGAAACAAAUCACCUGCGAGCUCCCCGGUGCCCUUCAUGAGUGGAGACUGUUGGAUUCUUGCUGAAUCCCAAAUCCUGUUUCACGUUGUUUCUUUGUUUUUCAUCCUUUGAGAACUUGGCUUUUGAUUGUAUGCAAGACAAAUUGGAUUGAUUGCCAGUUGUUUCUCGGUCAGGAUUUGUUCAGCUUCAAGUAUCCGUUAGAGCAGAAGAUGGCCCUGUAUUUAUCUUAAUACUCCAGAUGUAAUCGUGGUAGCCGCAGUUUAAUCCACCAUUACAUUCCAGUCACAGAGCAAAACCUCCAAUAUUCUGAAAAGUAGAAAUGUUUUGAUAAAACCCAGAAGGUUGUAUUAACACUUAGCACUGUUCUGAAGAUAUUCCCAGAAUCCGUAAAGACUCUUCUAGCCAUCUGAAUGAAAACAUGUUCCAUCAGCUGCAUGAUUAAAAUAAUGUUCAACUCA